AUGACAAUCCCUCCCGGUUUAUCUGUUUCAAAUUCUAAAAUGACCAACAAGGUUUGUCGAUUGCAUAAGUCUUUAUAUGGAAUCAAACAAGUUAGCAGGCAAUGGAAUCAUAAACUCACACACACACACACACUUUUAUAUCUUGGAUACAAACAAUCCUAUGGUGUUCACCCUCUCUUCACCAAGUCCACUAACACUUCUUUUAUAGCCUUAUUAGUAUAUGUUGAUGAUCUUGUGUUAGCAGGAAAUGAUAUGUCUGAAAUUUCUUCUGUCAAGUUUGUUUUGGAUGACAGGUUUCGUAUCAAAGAUCUUAGUGCUCUAAGAUUUUUCCUUGGCCUUGAAAUUUCCAGAUCCAGUCAUGGUAUUUCCCUGAAUCAGAGGAAAUACAUCCUGGAUCUCCUUGUAGAUAGUGGUCUUUUGGCAGCUAAACCUGUUUCUAUGCCUUGUGACCCCGCUUUCAAGUUCACCAAUACUAGAAGCGCCAGUUUCUCUGAUGUAACUGCUUGCAGGAGACUAAUAGGAAGGCUGAUUUAUUUGUCUACCACUAGACCAGACAUAGCUUAUUAUGUGCAACAGCUUAGUCAGUACUUAUUUAAGCCUCUUCAAUCUCAUUUUCAAGCUGCCAUUCACAUCCUUCGAUAUCUCAAAUCAGCUCCUUCUCAGAGACUAUUUUUUCCAGCUGCCAAUUCCUUGCAAUUAACUGGCUUUGCAGAUUCUGAUUGGGCUUGUUGCAUUGACACAAGGAAAUCUAUCACAAGGUAUUGUGUUUUCCUAGGUUCUGCCAUCAUUUCAUGGAAAUCUAAGAAGCAGGAAACUGUGUCUGCUUCCUCGUAUGAGGCUGAAUACAGGGCUUUGGCCAAACUUACUAGGGAAAUACAAUGGCUUAACUAUAUUUUGGCAGAUUUACAAGUUCAUGCUACUGCUCCUUCUGUUCUAUACUGCGACAACAAAUCAGCUAUCCACCUCGCACAUAAUUCCACAUCCAUGAACGCACCAAACACAUCAAAAUUAACUGCCAUAUUAUCCGCGAAAAGAUUCAACAGGGUGUCAUAA
Molecule: messenger RNA, 1053 nt
Organism: Vicia villosa (hairy vetch)
Lineage: Eukaryota; Viridiplantae; Streptophyta; Magnoliopsida; Fabales; Fabaceae
Exons: 1
Coding region: 1-1053 (350 amino acids)
Source: RefSeq, a predicted model, not a curated record